Selaginella moellendorffii is the source of this 438-nucleotide messenger RNA. RefSeq lists its product as uncharacterized. The annotation marks the transcript as partial. The record is from RefSeq and is a predicted model, not a curated record. NCBI's taxonomy places the organism in Eukaryota, Viridiplantae, Streptophyta, Lycopodiopsida, Selaginellales, Selaginellaceae. The transcript has a single exon.
UCCAAUCUGAAGGCUCAGAUGGAAAUAGCUCCAGAAAACGAGAGCAAACUUCCUAUAGUUCGUGUGGAGAAAGUGUUGCUAGUCAAAUCCAAAUCCAAAUCCAUCGUGAGGGACGAUGCUAUUUCACCAAGGAUCAUGUUUCUCAGCAGCAUCGACCAGCGAUUUGGAGCUUACCAGCGCAAUCUCCUUGUUUUCUCGGCCCCCGAAAAUCCCGAGGUGGUCUCUUCCGGGAUCAAGCACGCCAUGGAAGAACUUCUCGUGAGCCAUGAUUUCUUCUCCGGGAGGUUUCAGCGAAACCAUCUCACACAAAAGCUUGAGAUCCGCUGCGAUGACUCUGGGGCGAUCCUGGCUAGUGCUAGAGCUGAUCUCCGCCUCGAAGGCUUGCUCGCUACCAUGGAUUCCAUCUCCCAUCUUUUCUUUUGCUUCCCAGUGGACGCU